Capsicum annuum is the source of this 489-nucleotide messenger RNA. NCBI's taxonomy places the organism in Eukaryota, Viridiplantae, Streptophyta, Magnoliopsida, Solanales, Solanaceae. The record is from the annotation of a RefSeq genome assembly.
AUGCUAUUAGACUUUUGGACUAGGGGCCUCGCUGUUGCCUUUGGCUCGAGCUACUUUUGCUUCCGAGAACAGAUAGCUUGCUACUCAAUUGCCCCGCCCAUCUUGGAUUUUGCUUUUCAAAUCCUUUAUUUCAUUGAGGAAUUCAUGGCAGGGGUUUCUUUUUUAGCCUUUCUUUCUUUUUCUAGUUCUUGGAGUAAGGUGAAUUUGUCGGCCGGGGUUUGGGUUUUGAAGUCCUGUUUGACUGCUUCCCGGACUUCGGGGACCUUUUGGCCAUCCGCUGGAGCUGCCUUUCGUAGCUCUAGAUUCUCCUCAAGAAGUUCGUCUGUUCUUUCGUCCAAGGCCGAGGGCGCAGAUGGUGCGUGCGGUUCCUUCGGCAUCAUCAAAUUCUCAAUAGAGCCUAGGUCCAGUGACCAGAUUGAGUAUAUGAUAAUCAAAGCUCGUGGGAAAGCUGCAGCAAAGGGAAAAGACUUUCACCAGUUUCUUGAGUGA